GGCGGCGCUGUUCGCUUUGACGUCACCGCGCUGUCGCUCAAUCUGUGACGUGGAUUUUCAUUGAGGCAGUCAGUGCUGCCAAAUACACAGACUCACCGACGUCCCACAGCUUCUGUCUGCUAACUUUCUCCGCAUUUAGAAGUCGGGACAGUGAUCGUCGUCCCUUCGUUCAUCGCUCGUCGACACACGUCGGUCACAGAGACUCCAGAAUGAGUAAAAACAGCAAAGUGUUGAACCUGAAGGAUAAAAUCAGCGGGAAUGAGAUGGACCUGAGCCUGUGUAACCUCACCGAGGUGCCCGUCAGAGAGCUGGCUUUAUUCACCAAAGCAACUGUACUGGACCUUUCUUGUAACAACAUCACCUCCCUCCCUCCAGAGUUCUGCAACCUGACCCACCUGGUGAAGGUGGACCUGAGUAAAAACCAGUUGACCUGUCUGCCAGACGACCUGGGGAACCUGAGCAGCCUUCAACAUCUGGACCUCUACAACAACAAGCUGAAUGUCCUGCCUGUCAGCUUCUCUCAGCUCAGGAGUCUGAAGUGGUUGGAUCUGAAGGAUAACCCGCUGGAGGCCGGCCUGGCCAAGGCAGCAGGGGACUGUCUGGAUGAGAAGCAGUGCAAACAGUGUGCCACCAAGGUUCUGCAGCACAUGAGGGACAUCCAGGAAGAGGUCGAUCGCACACGAGAGAAACGCCUUCUGAGGGAAAAAGAGCUGGAGAAGAAGAGGGAGGCGAAGCAGAGGGAGCGGGAGGCCAGAGAGAGGGAGGCUCGUAAACGGGAGAAGGCGGAGGAGAAGGAGAAGAGGAGGAAAGAGUACAACGCUCAGAUGGCGGCUGCAGCAGCUCGGGAGCAACAGAAGAAGAAGAGCGAGGAGAAGAAGAAGAAGAAUGGACAGGCAGCAGCAGAUAAAAAGGUCGCUGUAGAAUCGACAGCAAAACCUCGACGGUCUCUCAUUGGCCUGGUGUUCAAGCUCCUCCUCCUGCUGCUUCUGGGAUUGGCUGGAGUCGCGGCCACCUGCCGACUGACAGACCUGCAGAAGGAAGCCAUGUGCGUGCCGGUCAACGUCGCCGUGGACGACGGCCUCACCUGGGCCAAAGAGCAGGAGGGCGUGGUCAGACAGCUGGUGCAAAAUCUGUCAACUGCAGCGAAGGAGUUUCUUGAGUCAACGCAAGCGACCAAGAACUAAACUCUCAUCUGCCUCCAUCUGCUUCAGGAGCUGCAGGCUUUCCUUCCUGUGAAUCCUGGGAUUUAUUAUUUUUUUUUUUAAUCUGCUGAAAUCAUGAAUCUCGUUAAGAUGGGCAACGCUGCAUCGCCCUCACCCUCUGUGUUUGAGGGUGCUGGGAGGUGAAGAGUCUGUGCAGAGAGACGAAGGGGGAUGGACAGAUGUGUUCAAAUCAUCUUAAAUUCCUAUGGAAUUGUUGUCACUCUUGUACCCUCUUUGUACUACAGCCUGUUUUUAAAAAAACAACACAUCAUCUUUAAUGCCUCCCUGUCGCCCGUGUUCUGCACUGUGGCCUGAACACAGAGCUGGUUUGUGUUUCGGUGAAUUACACGGAGCGUGGGUUGUAUUUAAGAGAUGUUCAGUGAAAUGUCAGGUGGCCCUGUCUGUGCUGCACCGGAGUGUCGAGUCACAUGUCAGCUGCCAGUCAGAGCUGAGCAUCAGUCGGUGUUUGGCAGUCUGAGCAUGUGCAGCGAAGGCUGUGUGAAUGUAGAACUCACUCGUCUGUGGCCUCCUCUGUCUUUAUAGUCUUACAUCAGUCAAAGCAGCUAAAUCUCACAGCUAAAACACAUCAGCCCAACUGAUACAUGAGUGGAUUUUUUUUAAUCUUUUCCCGGAUAUAAAUAAUGCUAUCAGGCUAACAACUAACAAGAAAGUGAAGCACAGAAAGUUAUAUUUGAGGUCUUUAAGGCGUUGUCCACGUUUACAGAUAUUUAUCCCUGUCAUAAAAAAAGAUUAAACAUAAUUCUGUCCACAAGACCAUUAUGCCAAGAACACCAAAACAAUUCAACAACAGGUCGAUCAACAAGAGAAGGACAAUUCUGAACAUGCGUAGCAAAUUUUUCCUAUUUAAACAAAAUGAUUCAAAGCAGUUCUUAGACCUCACAGUGCAAAUUAAACAUUUGCAUUGGUGCUAACCAACCAAACCACUAGUGCUCUGUUGUUGUUUCAGGCGGCUGCUCAUCAUAAAAAACAUCGGCCUUGGCAAGUUGAAGUGAUGAUGUAUUUAUUUUCCAGAUGCUUCUGUUUACACGCCCAUACAGACGCAUCGUUCUGAGAAAUUCUAGCUUUAUUUUAUAAAUCUCUGUUUAAGUGACUGAGAGGCCAAAACACAAAAGAAAAUCUAUAGUUUUGCAAAACAUCAGACAAGUGUGGACGAGGCCUUUGGUACAGUGUUGUUAUCAGAUCGACUGUCCACCAGAGAGCAAAAUGUCUGUUCGGUCCUCAGUAUUAUACUGCAAUGAUAAAUCAAUACACAAAUUUAGUUGUUGAUUAUUUGUUUCUGUUGAUUGAUGGACCAAUUAGUUGAAUAAUUAUUUCAGCUUUGGUUUAUCUUAAAAAAAAUCAUCUGAUAAAUUAUAAUUUGUUUUUCUGACCUUUCAAACAGUCACAUCUGUGUUGGCCUCAAGUGUUUACUGUUCUCUAUGAAAAGAUCUGUGUUUGAAGAACCACAUCAGUAAAGUGCUGCGGUCAGGAUCCUUAAAUCAUCUGGUGAAUUAGGAUUGUGUGCUGAUCUGGAACAAACAGUCCAAUGUCUUAAUUUCCUCUAAUCAGUCAACAUCACGAACUACAGAAUUAAGAGACGCAUGUCAGAUUAUUUUACUCUUCUUUCAGUUAAACUUGUGACUUCUGAUCUGAUUUUUAUUUGUUGGGACGUCUUGAUGCAAAAAAAAGAGGAAGCUGCCUUUGCUGCUGCGGUUGUUGUACAGCUCUGUCCAUGCUCAAACAUUGUCAGCGUCAAUAAAUGGCUAUGCACUGCAAGAAA
This is a messenger RNA of Acanthopagrus latus (yellowfin seabream), 2982 nucleotides long. It is a transcript of the gene lrrc59, whose product is annotated as leucine rich repeat containing 59. The record is from RefSeq and is a predicted model, not a curated record. Bases 210 to 1184 code for a protein of 324 amino acids. Gene Ontology annotation, molecular function: protein binding. Lineage: Eukaryota; Metazoa; Chordata; Actinopteri; Spariformes; Sparidae. The transcript is spliced from 8 exons.